AAUUAUAUCCAUAUGAUGGUGGCAAGCUGACGCUAACUGUUUAGCACCUGUGCUCAAAACGUGUCUGUUUUGUCCAAGUUGGCCUGCUUUCGUGCUAGUUUUCCCGCGCGAAAAAAUGGGCGCCGACAAAUACAGCAUCCUACUGCCUACAUACAACGAGAGAGAAAACUUGCCAAUUGUGGUUUGGCUUAUCGACCACUACAUGUCUCAAAGUGGCUAUGACUUCGAAAUCAUCGUUAUCGAUGAUGGAAGCCCUGACAACACACUUGAAGCAGCUCAACAGCUCCAGAAGAUUUAUGGAAGUGAGAAAAUUGUACUGAAACCAAGAGAGAAGAAGCUUGGUCUUGGGACUGCGUACAUUCAUGGCCUGAAAAGCGCCACGGGCAACUUUGUCAUCAUUCUGGAUGCCGACCUCUCUCAUCAUCCAAAGUUUAUCCCAAAGUUCAUCGAAAAACAGAAAGAAGGCAACUACGACGUGGUCUCAGGCACAAGGUAUGUUGGUGAUGGCGGAGUCUAUGGCUGGGACUUCAAGAGGAAACUCAUAAGCCGUGCUGCCAACUUCCUGACACAGAUUCUUCUGAGGCCGGGUGCGUCGGACCUGACAGGAAGCUUCCGGUUGUACAAGAAAGACGUGUUACAAAAGCUCGUGGAGAGCUGCACUUCCAAAGGCUACGUCUUCCAGAUGGAGAUGAUUGCACGUGCUAGGCAGUUUGGCUGCACGAUAGGCGAGGUACCUAUAAGCUUUGUCGACCGAUUCUACGGAGAGUCCAAAAUGGGUAGCAAUGAGAUCUUCCAGUUUGCCAAGGGUCUUCUCUACCUGUUUGCCACGACGUGACCUGUUCAACGUCAUCGUUAGUGUGCCAGUGGAAAAGUCUUUGUGUCCUGUUUUUUGAGCCCAUUGUUGUGUGGCGGCUAAUGUGAUGUUACUGAUUUUUUCCGGUGUUUACAAUAUUUUCCUAAAAUAACCUUGUUUUACGACAAAUAAAUGCCCAAAGAUGCA
Rhipicephalus sanguineus (brown dog tick) is the source of this 1000-nucleotide messenger RNA. Its product is annotated as dolichol-phosphate mannosyltransferase subunit 1. The coding region runs from base 116 to 835 and encodes 239 amino acids. Gene Ontology annotation, molecular function: dolichyl-phosphate beta-D-mannosyltransferase activity. Gene Ontology annotation, biological process: protein O-linked glycosylation via mannose; GPI anchor biosynthetic process. Gene Ontology annotation, cellular component: endoplasmic reticulum membrane. Lineage: Eukaryota; Metazoa; Arthropoda; Arachnida; Ixodida; Ixodidae. The record is from RefSeq and is a predicted model, not a curated record. The transcript is spliced from 8 exons.